AUGUUGGAUAUUACGAUCUGUUCCAAGUCUUUGUGUGAUGGCGUGAGGGACUGGAGGGUGUCUGAUGAAGAUUCCCUCUCGGACCACAGGCUUGUUACGUUUAGAUUGGAAUCGAAGGAUCGGGAACAUGAGUGGGGACGUAAUUCUAGGAGUACUGACUGGGCUUCAUAUAGAGAAGACCUCAAGGCCUCCAUGGCAUGCUUCCCCACUUCGUAUAGAACGAGGAAAGAGUUAAGGCUUGCAGCGGAAUAUCUGCGAGAUUCUAUUAUCUGCCCCUUUGAAAGAAAUUGUGUAGUUAAGAAAAUGGGCUUCAAUGGGGGUAGUAAAUGGUGGACCCCCCGUUUGGAGGAACAUAGAAAAACGGUAAGAAAGCUUUUAAAUAAAGCCAAGAAACGUAGGCAUCAGCGAGCAUGGAAUGAAUAUCAUACCGCUCGCGAUUCUUACAAGAAAGAAGUAGAGAGGGCAAGGGGUGUCAGCUGGAGAAGUUUUUGUGAGGGAAUCGAGAGGGUACCAGAAGCAUCAAGACUUCAUAAAGUACUAGCUCGAGACCCAAUGGCAAAAUUAACUACUUUUAAGCUGCCUAAUGGGCAGUAUGCCCAGGAUAAAAGGGAGUGUAUAAAGCACCUGAUGGAAGUAAACUUCCCGGACUUUAGACAAGGUUCGGAGAACAGCCAUGGCAUAGGACCAGGUAGGAACCGAGGAUAUCUGGAACACUGGAAACUAGCAGCCAAGGUCGUAACUCCGGAAGGGAUUGAUUGGGCAAUAAUCACUUUUAAACCAUUUAAGGCUUUAGGGGGGGACGGUCAGGGUAUACUGCGGCGAAGGACUUCAGGCCAAUCAGCUUAA
Leptopilina heterotoma is the source of this 846-nucleotide messenger RNA. RefSeq lists its product as uncharacterized. The transcript has a single exon. The record is from RefSeq and is a predicted model, not a curated record. NCBI's taxonomy places the organism in Eukaryota, Metazoa, Arthropoda, Insecta, Hymenoptera, Figitidae. Bases 1 to 846 code for a protein of 281 amino acids.